Molecule: messenger RNA, 836 nt
Organism: Spodoptera frugiperda (fall armyworm)
Lineage: Eukaryota; Metazoa; Arthropoda; Insecta; Lepidoptera; Noctuidae
Exons: 4
Coding region: 159-692 (177 amino acids)
Source: RefSeq, a predicted model, not a curated record
AAUGACAGUUGAUGUUGUCCGGUAAAAAAACAAAAACAAAAACUGUUCAAAAACCGUUUGGCGUUCAACGAAUUUGUUUGUUUGUGCAUUUUUCAUACUAUUUCGUUGGAUUUCUAAUAAUUUCACAGCUUUAGAAGUCUGUUGUAUAAGUUGACGACAUGGCCGAAUCACUAUUUGAUAUUUUUGGUGACCACCUUACCAGACAAGCAGUGAAAAAUGUUUCGCGCCAACCUCUAUCAAAUAUUGAAAAUAUGGGCAAAACCGUGUCUGCUGGACCGGUGAAGCCUAAUGAGCCUGUGAAGAAGUCUGAAGGGCCAAAGAAAUCCUUUCUUUCCAACACGGGGAAGGCGUUGAAAAACACUCCUGUGAGGAAUGUGUUCACUCCCAGAGCAGUCAAUGUUGGCUCCAUGAUAUACAGUGAUGAGAACAAUGGGAACCAACUCUGCGGAGAGGAUAUUGAGUUCCACAGACCUUCCUACAAGUAUGACAAUCAUCAGAGAGAUCUGUUUGACUACCUACCUAUACCGGAGCCAGAGAUCCUGAAGCAGUUCUCUCCACCCAACACUCCGCCACCAGCCACCAAGAGACACAGCAGUGAGUUCAACUGCUCAUACCAAGAUGAAUUCUUUAAAGAUGAUUUCUCAACUGGCAGCAUUCCUGAUGAUGACCUGGAUCUUCCCGACCUAUAUUAGACUUUUAGAUUACUUUUACUUAGAUUAGGCUAUGAGCUAUUAUUAUGUGAAAUGUACGACCUAUUUAUAGUGAUUCAUCAUCAAUAAUAUUGAUGGUAAAAGUGUGCUGCUAGUUUGACUUACAAUGUAAUUAAAUAUUUCUGA